AUGUCAUCUACACGUCCUCAAAACGUUGGUAUCAAAGCCAUCGAAGUUUACAUUCCUUCACAAGUGAAUAUCUAUUCAUUAUCUUUAACUGUUUUAUCAAAAUUAUUUAAAAACUACAACAUUGAUCCAAACUCUAUUGGUAGAUUAGAAGUUGGUACUGAAACUUUAUUAGAUAAAUCUAAAUCUGUUAAAUCUGUUUUAACUCAAUUAUUAGGUGAAAAUACUGAUGUUGAAGGUAUUGAUACUGUUAAUGCAUGUUAUGGUGGUACCAAUGCAGUUUUCAACUCUAUCAAUUGGAUUGAAUCAAGUGCUUGGGAUGGUAGAGAUGCUGUUGUUGUUGCAGGUGAUAUUGCCAUUUAUGAUAAAGGUGCUGCAAGACCAACUGGUGGUGCUGGUACCGUUGCACUUUUAAUUGGUCCAGAUGCUCCAAUUGUUUUCGAUAGUGUUAGAGGUUCAUAUUUUGAACAUGCUUAUGAUUUUUAUAAACCAGAUUUUACAAGUGAAUAUCCAUAUGUUGAUGGUCAUUUUUCAUUAACUUGUUAUAUUAAAGCUUUAGAUCAAGCUUAUGCAUCAUAUAGUAAAAAAGCUUUAAAAUCAGGUGUUGAAGGUGUUACUUCCAAGACUGUUGGUGCUUCUAAAAGAUUUGAUUAUAAUGCAUUCCAUGUUCCAACAUGUAAAUUAGUUACUAAAUCAUAUGCUAGAUUAUUAUAUAAUGAUUUUAGAGAAGAUCCAUCAUUAUAUCCAGAUGUUGAUCCAUCAUUAGCUAAAGUUCCAUAUGAAGAAAGUUUAACAGAUAAAACUAUUGAAAAAACAUUUGUUGCAUUAGCAAAAGAUUUAACUAAGAAACGUGUUCAACCAGCUUUACAAGUUCCAACAAAUACAGGUAAUUUAUAUACUGGUUCAUUAUAUGCUUCAUUAGCUUCAUUAUUAUAUUAUGUUGGUAAUGAUGAAUUACAAGGUAAACGUAUUGGAUUAUUUUCAUAUGGUUCAGGUUUAGCUGCAUCAUUAUUUUCAGCAGUUGUUAAAGGUGAUAUUUCUCAUAUUGUUAAAAAUUUAAAUUUUGAUCAAGUUUUAUCAUCAAGAAAAUUCGCUACACCAGAAGAAUAUGAAGCUGCAUUAUCAUUAAGAGAAGCUGCACAUUUAAAGAAAGAUUUUAAACCAACUGGAUCAAUUGAAACUUUAUUACCAGGUACUUAUUAUUUGACUGAAGUUAAUGAUAGAUUCCAUCGUAAAUAUUCCAUUAAAGAGUAA
Molecule: messenger RNA, 1251 nt
Organism: Hansenula ciferrii
Lineage: Eukaryota; Fungi; Ascomycota; Saccharomycetes; Phaffomycetales; Wickerhamomycetaceae
Gene: ERG13
Product: hydroxymethylglutaryl-CoA synthase
Exons: 2
Coding region: 1-1251 (416 amino acids)
Biological process (GO): ergosterol biosynthetic process; acetyl-CoA metabolic process
Molecular function (GO): hydroxymethylglutaryl-CoA synthase activity
Source: RefSeq, a predicted model, not a curated record